AUGUCUGUUGUUGAACUUGGAAAGGAUUACUCACAUGCAGAUCCAAUCUACAAAUUAACAUUCGCUGGCGAAACAUCUAUCAUCAUCACCAGUGCUGCUUUGACAACAGAGCUUUGCGAUGAGUCCCGGUUCCAUAAGCACAUCUUCUCAGCACUGGAUGUCAUUCGCGCUGGUACUCAUGACGGCCUGUUCACGGCCCGAGAUGAGGAGAAAAACUGGCACCUCGCCCAUCGAUUGCUGGUGCCAGCAUUUGGGCCUCUGAAAAUACGCGCCAUGUUUCCACAGAUGCACGAGAUUGCACAGCAACUGUGUUUAAAGUGGUCUCGGUAUGGCCCAACAACACCUCUAAAUUUGGCGGAUGAUUUCACUCGCGCUACUCUCGAUACCAUCGCGUUGUGUUCAAUGGGGUUUCGCUUCAACAGUUUCUAUUUUGACGGAAAUUUCCACCCAUUCGUCAAUAGUAUGGUCGGUUUCUUGAACGAAGCAGAGGCGCAAUCAACGUUUCCGUCCAUCGUGAAUCAACUUCGGUGGUCGGCGAAGAGAAAGUUCAAACACGAUAUUGACAAAAUGCGCAAAAUUUGUCAAGGUCUCAUUAACCAGAGAAAAGGCACACCGCCCAAUUCUCAUGGAGAUCUCCUGGAUGUGAUGCUCAAUACGAGAGAUACUGCUUCUGGCGAAGCCAUGACCCAUGAGUCAAUCAUUGACAACAUGGUCACAUUCCUGAUUGCUGGGCAUGAGACAACUUCUGGUCUUCUCGCAUUCACCAUGCAUUACCUGAUCACAUCCCCUGAAGAGAUGAAAAAGGCUGUUCAGGAAGUAGAUAAUGUCGUGGGCCAAGAAGAGCUUACCGUCGACCAUAUCUCGCAACUCAAAUAUCUUACUGCAAUUCUUCGCGAGAGCUUACGGUUGAUGCCAACUGCUCCAGCAUGGACGGUGACCCCAUACGUGAAGGAAGUCAUUGGGGGGAAAUGGGAGGUCAAUCCUGGAGACGCUCUCGUUGUGUUUUUACCUUCGGUUCAUCGUGAUUUUCAAGUUUACGGUCCUGAACCCAACGAGUUUCGGCCGGAGCGCAUGAAAGAUGAAAACUUCAAGAAGCUCCCACCCAAUUCAUGGAAACCUUUUGGAAAUGGCAAACGUGGUUGCAUUGGAAGGGCCUUUGCCUGGCAGGAAGCCUUAUUGAUCCUUGCUAUGAUAUUGCAGCGCUUUGAUUUUGACUUGGUCGACAAGAGCUAUACGCUGAAGAUCAAAGAGACUCUCACCAUGAAGCCCGAAAAUUUGAAUGUUUACGCUACUCCUCGAAAUGGCCAUGAAAAGUGGAUGUCAUCAUUUUCAGAAAAGGCCCAUCCCCCGGUCUCCAUCGGCACAGUCCAAAAUGGAAUUCAAACGCAGCUUGGCUCGUUUAAACCGGCAACGAUUUUAUAUGGUUCGAAUAGUGGGACCUGUGAGGCCCUCGCUCACCGUUUGGCUACACACCUUGCUUCUAGGAACGCGUUGCGCUCUCAGGUGAAGCCACUGGAUGACUUUGUUGGUCGCUUGCCCAGGAAUGAGCCUGUCAUCAUUGUGGCAUGUUCGUACGACGGAAGUCCUCCGAUGAAUGCAGUCAAAUUCUUGGAAUGGCUUGAGAAUGGGAAAGAGAACAGUCUGGAUGACAUCCGAUUUGCUGUUUUUGGUACCGGUCAUCGAGAUUGGGCCAGAACCUUCCACAAAAUUCCGAAUCUCAUCAACACUUUGAUGGAGACAUGUGGCGCUAAGCGGUUUGCCAAGCUAGGAACCGCAGACACAUCGGAAGAUGACCCUUUCGCGGAAUUGGAGAUGUGGGAAGAACAGUACCUUUGGCCGGGCCUAGAAUCCGAAUUUGAUCUUGCCAAGAUCGAUGAUCCGGAAGCGAAACAUGAAGUUCAUAUUCAAAUUGGAUUGCCGCAUCGUCCACGCUCUGACUAUGGAGCUGGCAUCGUUCGCAGUAAUCGGAUCUUGACGGCUGAAAAAGAGCCGAAGAAGAUUCACGUGGAAAUCGAACUACCUUCUGGCUUUGAAUAUCAGCCCGGUGAUCAUCUUCAAAUACUGCCGCUCAAUUCGCGCGAGAGCGUCCAGCGCGUCCUUUCUCGCUUCCAGCUGGGAUGGGAUGCCCUGCUCAACAUAGUCUCAGCCGGCGCGACAAAUCUUCCCACAGAGGGUGUGAUAUCCGCGGCAGAUCUUCUAAGUGGCUAUGUGGAGCUUGGACAGUUAGCAACACCAAUGAGUCUGAAUACACUCGCAGCAAAAGCCAGCGAUAACGAGUCUGCCGAUUUUCUCAGGCGUCUCGCCACAGAUGACUACCUUCUCGAGGUUCGAGAAAAGCGCCUAUCAAUGAUCGACAUUCUAGUAUCAUUUCCACUCAUUCCUCUGAAGUUCGAGGAGUAUCUUCAAAUGAUACCACCGCUGAGACCUCGCUUUUAUACCAUCUCAUCCUCCCCACAGACCAAAGCGGGAUAUGCUACAUUGACCAUCUCAGUUGUGGAUGGUUCUCCGUCAAUUGAGUCACGCCAACAUCGCGGAAUUGCUUCAAACUAUCUUCUGGAAACGACACCUGGCUCAAUUGUCCGACUAUCUUUAAAAAAAUCAAACCCACUGUUCCAUGUUCCGGCAGAUCCAUCCACAAGACCUAUCAUUAUGGUCACAGCUGGGUCUGGCCUGGCGCCUUUCCGUGCAUUCGUCCAGCAGCGAUCUAUUCAGAAACAUGCAGGUUUGAAGCUUGCACCGGCAAUCCUAUUCUUUGGUUGUAGAGAAUCUACAGCGGAUGACCUAUACCGAGAGGAGCUUGAUGGAUUUGAGGAAGAAGGUGUUGUGUCAAUUUACCGAUCAUACAGUAGGCAAAAGGAGCAGACAGAAGGCUGCCGCUAUGUCCAGGAGCGCCUUUGGCUUGAGAGAGCCAACGUCAUAAAUCUCUGGGAUCAAGGUGCGACUGUUUUCGUCUGUGGUGGCAUCCAUAUGACUGAGGAUGUUAAGUCAACCUUCUGUCAAAUUGUUUCCGAGUCUGAGCUACCUUCCUCGCGAUAUAUCGCUGAGGCAUUCACUUGA
Molecule: messenger RNA, 3057 nt
Organism: Penicillium olsonii
Lineage: Eukaryota; Fungi; Ascomycota; Eurotiomycetes; Eurotiales; Aspergillaceae
Source: the annotation of a GenBank genome assembly